UAUUUUUAUUAGACUUGACUUAAACAAUUUUUCAGCUAAGAGAAAUAUAUUUUCAUUCGAAUUUUAUCAGCAGUAUUUUGAUAUUGACACUGAUCAGGUACUGUCAAGAAUGUUAAACAGCAUGGUACCAAAGUUUCGAUCUAAUUUCAUAUCGAUGUACAUUCAGCCAUUUCCAGAUUUAUGGGGACCUUUUUGGAUAGCUAUUACAUUAGUGUUUUCCACAGCCAUUUGUGGCAAUCUUGCAAAGUAUAUUGAAGCAUCUGGAGAUGUUACAAAUCAUCAAUAUGGGAGUGAUUUCAGAUUAGUCACUGGUGCUUCGGCAGCAAUUUUUUGUUACAUUGUGUUGGUGCCUUUUUUUCUCUAUACUUUAUUAUGGUAUCGGAAAUCGAAUUUGCAGUAUUCAUAUUUGGAUAUUUUGUGCUUGUAUGGAUAUAGUCUAUCAGUUUUCAUUCCUACAUCAAUUUUGUGGGUUUUCCAAGCACAGUGGUUUCGGUGGAUUCUUAUAUUUCUUUCAGUUAUACCAAGUGUAUGCGUUAUUGUAAGCAGUAUAUGGCCUGCCGUUAAAAAUGAUCACAAUAAAAUAAUUUCUUUUGGGACGAUAAUCAGUAUCAUUGUGUUGCAUUCAUUACUUGCUGUUGGCUUCAAAGAGUAUUAUUUUGAUGCAUCUUUAUCAAGCCAGCUAGAAAUUGAUGAAUUCCAUCGGUUACAUCAACAAGUUCGAAAUGUUGAGCAUAUGCGUGAUCAGUUAGAAAUAAGGACCGUGGAAAACAGUAGGAUGCAGUUCUCUGGAGACAAAACAGCUCAGGUAAAGAAUGACAAGCCAAAAGACGAUACAAAUAUCAAGAUCAACGAUCGCAUGAACAAAGCUUCAAGAGAGGCAUCUCUUUCUGGGGAAUUAGUCAUCGCUAAUAUUUCAAAACAUCGUUAA
Molecule: messenger RNA, 928 nt
Organism: Thelazia callipaeda (thelaziosis nematode)
Lineage: Eukaryota; Metazoa; Nematoda; Chromadorea; Rhabditida; Thelaziidae
Source: the annotation of a GenBank genome assembly